This is a messenger RNA of Dioscorea cayenensis subsp. rotundata (Guinea yam), 808 nucleotides long. Its product is annotated as DNA gyrase subunit A, chloroplastic/mitochondrial-like. Gene Ontology annotation, molecular function: DNA topoisomerase type II (double strand cut, ATP-hydrolyzing) activity; ATP binding; DNA binding. The record is from RefSeq and is a predicted model, not a curated record. NCBI's taxonomy places the organism in Eukaryota, Viridiplantae, Streptophyta, Magnoliopsida, Dioscoreales, Dioscoreaceae. Gene Ontology annotation, cellular component: DNA topoisomerase type II (double strand cut, ATP-hydrolyzing) complex; cytoplasm. The transcript is spliced from 5 exons. Bases 38 to 514 code for a protein of 158 amino acids. Gene Ontology annotation, biological process: DNA topological change.
CCGUGCAUACGGAAGGAACACAAGGGGUGUGGUUUCUAUGCGACUGAAGGAAGGUGACAAGAUGGCAUCAAUGGACAUAGUACCAGCAGCGAUGUUUAAAGACUUGCAAAAUUCAUCAGGCAAUUCUGAGAUCCAGGGCAGAGAUCUCAGACCACCAUGGUUGCUCUUCAUUUCUGAAAGUGGUCAUGGGAAGCGUGUGCCUCUGAGUAACUUUAGACAAUCAAGAUUUAAUAGAGUGGGUCUGAGAGGUUACAAGCUCCCAGAAGAUUAUCGUCUUGCUGCAGUAUUUGUUGUUGGGUUUUCUCUGGCAGAGGAUGGUGAAAGUGACGAACAUGUUGUCCUAGUCAGCCAAAGUGGGACUGUCAACAGAAUCAAGAUUCAAGAUGUAUCUAUACAGUCAAGAUUUGCAAGGGGUGUUAUCUUAAUGCGAUUGGAGCAUGCAGGGAAAAUCCAAUCUGCUUCUUUAAUUUCUGCCGCCACUGAUGAUGUCAUUAAUGAUGAUAUUGACGUCUGAUAAUUUAAACUAGUAUCUGCUGGCUAGUGGCUACACUCCAGAAAAUUUCAAAUCAAUUACCCCCUUUCUUUGUUUUCCUCCAAAAUUGGAAGGCGGCAAAGUUGAUUUUCAAGCCUUUUUUUUUUGGGUGGGGAUUAGGAAGACUCUCUCUUAACUUGGUAGUGUUAGUCAAUAUUUCCAUUCCCGUGUACUACUACUCUAUGAAAGUGUUAUGAAAAUUAUAGCCUUGCCUACAACUACAACAGGUGAAGAGGAUGAGAUAAAGCAGGUGAAGUAAAUUUCCUCAAGUGCUCA